Messenger RNA from Salvelinus namaycush (lake trout), 5983 nucleotides. RefSeq names its product diacylglycerol kinase zeta-like. Gene Ontology annotation, biological process: regulation of synaptic transmission, glutamatergic; lipid phosphorylation; diacylglycerol metabolic process. The coding region runs from base 157 to 4167 and encodes 1336 amino acids. NCBI's taxonomy places the organism in Eukaryota, Metazoa, Chordata, Actinopteri, Salmoniformes, Salmonidae. Gene Ontology annotation, molecular function: protein binding; ATP-dependent diacylglycerol kinase activity. Gene Ontology annotation, cellular component: nucleus. The record is from RefSeq and is a predicted model, not a curated record. The transcript is spliced from 34 exons.
CCGCUCUGUUGUUGCUCGCUCUCUCUCUCGCUCGGGCCACACAUGGACUAAAAGUUAGACAGACAAGCUGAGGAAAGGCGUGGAUGGUUAUUUACCUGCUUCCAUCAGCCACUGCAGAGGGACAUUGAAAAGGGAACCCACAAGCUGUGGGUUGUCAUGGACACCUUUUUCCGCCGGCACUUUAGACUGAAAGGGGCGGAACAAUGCCAAUACAGACGGCCUGGCGUGGCGGUGCCCACAAGCAAGGCUCGCCGGCGCUCCAGUGUAGGACUGCCCUCUGCUGGCCUGGUCCAACGUAGACGCUCUAGUGUGGGACAGCCAUUCACAGGUCCUGUCGGACGCAGAAGGUCCAGUGCAGGCCUGUCGCCGACUUCUCAAUCCCAACGAAGACGUUCCAGUGUUGGCCUGCCGUCAGGCUAUGUGGGCCGUAGAAGCUCCAGUGUGGGCUUGGCCUGCGCUGCUCACCAACAACGCAGGCGCUCCAGCGAGGUGCAGGGGUUACCACACUGUUAUUAUGGAGGGGGGCAGCUAGUGAGUACCAGAUACUACACCAGGCGUCGCUCCAGCACCACCAUGGCCUGUGUCAAUCCCCGCUUCUCUGUCCGCCGCCGGCAAGCCGCCAAGCUCCGCACCAUUGACACCCAACUGCUGGGGCCUUCCAUGCUGCUGGCCAGCCUGGUCCAGAUGAGUGCGGAGCAGCAGAGGGCACCAGGGGCGCAGGGCGGUGAGGGGGCAUCAGAAGAGGGCACUGAGAGCUGCCCCUCCUCCUCGUGCUGCUCCGAGUCGGAGGGGGACAGCUGCAGUCAGAGAGAGUGUAGCACCAGGUCGGAGGGCAGCGGGAGUGAACAAGAGGGGACUGAGGCAUCAUCAUCAUAUCCAGAGGGAGAGAGGACGUCUCCAUGGCAGGACUGGAAUCAGGCUCAUAGUAUGGCAGCCUUGACGAUGGAGAGCAUCCAGUCCCGGCCCCUGAUCCGCGCCCCGCGCUGCCUGCGCCGUAACUCCUCCCAUCUGCUGCCGGCGGAGGCGGUGCACCGUAGCAGGGCGGCCUACGGUGUGCACGGGCGCUACCGACGCUCCAGCCAGUUACGGAGGCCUUCCACUAUCUCCAACAGCGCCUGGCAAGGCAGGCUAGUCCCCGCACCCAGCCGCAGGAGCUCUAUAGUGGCCCGCCACUCCUCCCGUUCCCUGUAUAGGAACUGUUCCGCUUGCUGGAAGCCCAGGGGCCGCAGGGAGUCCCUCAGCCCCCUGCAGGGCAUCUACUAUGACCCCCGCCUGGAGACUUGGAGUGGAUUUGUAUCGAAAGCCAUUGCUAAAUCGGGUCUACAGCACCUGUCUGCCCAGCCCAGUGCCUCAGCCCUGGCCAAGUUUGACCCAGACAGGGAGAUCCGGAGCAGCUGUGACUGGACCGAGAACGCCCUGUAUGGGGAGCACAUCUGGUUUGAGACCAAUGUCUCUGGGGACUUCUGUUACGUCGGAGAGCAGCACUGCUUCGCCAAGACACUGCAGAAAUCUGUAGCCCGGAAAAAGUGUGCAGCCUGCAAGAUAGUGGUUCACACAAUCUGCAUAGAACAGCUAGAAAAGAUAAACUUCAGGUGUAAACCGUCAUUCAGGGAAUCGGGGUCUAGGAAUAUACGAGAGCCCACCGUAGUGCGGCACCAUUGGGUCCACCGGAGGCGCCAGGAUGGGAAGUGUCGCCAGUGCGGGAAGGGUUUCCAGCAGAAGUUUGCCUUUCAUAGCAAAGAGAUUGUGGCCAUCAGCUGUUCAUGGUGUAAACAGGCAUAUCACAACAAGGUGUCCUGCUUCAUGCUGCAGCAGAUCGAGGAGUCCUGCUCCCUGGGUGCUCAUGCCUCUGUCAUCAUACCCCCUACCUGGAUCCUCCGGGUUCGCAGACCUCAGACCUCGCUAAAGUCGAGCAAAAAGAAAAAACGGACCUCGUUUAAGCGCAAGUCCAGCAAAAAGGGAGUAGAGGAGACGCGCUGGAAGCCCUUCAUAGUUAGACCCAUUCCCUCUCAGCUCAUGAAGCCGCUGUUGGUGUUUGUCAACCCGAAGAGUGGGGGAAAUCAGGGAGCCAAGAUUAUCCAGUCGUUCAUGUGGUACCUGAACCCUCGCCAAGUAUUUGACCUGAGUCUGGGAGGACCCAAGGAUGGGUUAGAAAUGUACCGUAAGGUGCAUAACCUGAGGAUACUGGCAUGCGGAGGGGAUGGCACGGUGGGUUGGAUCCUGUCUGCUCUGGACCAGCUCCAGCUGAACCCCCAGCCUGCAGUAGCCAUCCUGCCUCUGGGGACAGGCAACGACCUGGCCAGGACCCUCAACUGGGGGGGUGGUUACACAGAUGAGCCGGUGUCUAAGAUCCUGUCUCAUGUAGAGGAUGGGAACGUCGUCCAGCUCGACCGGUGGAAUCUAAUAGUGGAGCCCAACCAGGAUGCUGGUGCAGAGGAGAGGGAUGAGCAGCAGACAGACAAGCUCCCCCUCGACGUCUUCAACAACUACUUCAGCCUCGGCUUCGACGCACACGUGACACUAGAAUUCCACGAGUCUCGAGAGGCCAACCCGGAGAAAUUCAACAGCCGCUUUCGGAACAAGAUGUUUUAUGCAGGGACGGCCUUCUCGGACUUCCUCAUGGGCAGCUCCAAAGACCUAGCCAAACACAUCAAGGUCGUGUGCGACGGCACCGACCUCACCUCAAAGGUCCAGGAUCUGAAGCUGCAGUGCCUGGUGUUCCUCAACAUUCCCAGAUACUGUGCUGGUACCAUGCCAUGGGGCAACCCAAGCGAGCACCAUGACUUUGAGCCACAACGGCACGACGACGGCUGCAUUGAAGUUAUCGGCUUCACCAUGACCUCUCUGGCCACGCUGCAGGUCGGAGGUCACGGUGAGCGGCUGAACCAGUGCAGAGAGGUGACCCUCACCACCUACAAGUCCAUCCCCAUGCAGGUAGAUGGGGAGCCGUGCAAGCUAGCCCCCUCCACCAUCCGGAUCUCCCUGAGGAACCAAGCCAACAUGGUGCAGAAGGCCAAGAGGAGGACAUCUAUACCGCUGCUCAACGACCAGCAGCCCUUCCCGGAGAGGUUAAGGAUCCGGGUGAACCGUAUUAGCAUGCACGACUAUGAGGCCCUACAUUAUGACAAGGAGAAACUCAAAGAAGCCUCUAUCCCACUGGGACUUAUCGUUGUCCCGGGAGACAGUGACCUGGAAACAUGCCGCUCCCACAUCGAGAGGCUCCAAGAGGAGGAUGAUGGAGCUAAAUCAAAGACCCCUUCCUCGCAGAAGCUUUCGCCAAAGUGGUGCUUCUUGGACUCCACAACUGCAGAUCGUUUUUACAGAAUUGAUCGUGCUCAGGAACACCUAAACUAUGUGACCGAGAUAUCCCAAGACGAGCUCUUCAUCCUGGACCCUGAGCUGGUCAUCACGGAGACGGUGAGCACCUCACCAGGGAUGCCUGAUCUGGUUGAUUCUUCUGGUGAAUUCCCAGAGGCAUCAAGCAAGUUUGCCUUCCCGUCGUCCUCCUCUUCUCCUCCCCCCUCACCGGGACCCAGGAUCACGGAGCUCCAGAAGACCACUCAGAGGAAGCGAAUAUCCAGCGACAGCUCGGUGGUGGAGGCACUGGCACACAGCAGCUCCCUCAGGUCCAGUAAGCCUGCCCUCACCAGGGCUGGAUGUAUCCAUCGGUCUAACACUACUGCAGCUGAUUUCAACCCAACAUUGAGGUCGGAGAAGAAUACACUGUGCAAUACAGACAAAGUGUCACAGGAAGUGUUGAUUGAAUGUGUGAAGCGCAAAGACCAUCUGAAGCUGAAGGAGCUGCACAAACUGGGAGCUGACCUGUCAGUACAAGACCCCUCAGGAUGCACCCUGCUCCACUAUGCUGUGGACACUGGUAGCAAGGAGACUGUCAAAUACAUCCUGGACAAUGCACCCACAGAUAUCCUGGAUGUAACAGAAAAAGAAAAUGGGGAGACGGUGUUGCACAAAGCAGCGUCACUGUGUCAGAGGACUAUCUGUCACUACCUGGUAGAGGCAGGGGCAUCCCUCAUGAAGACAGACUUACAGGGUGACACACCAAAGCAUCGUGCAGAGAAGGCCAAGGAUGCAGAGCUGGCUGCCUACCUGGAGAACCGUCAGCACUACCAGAUGAUCCAGAGAGAGGACCAGGAGACAGCUGUGUGACCUCCCUCUGCUCCCUGACCUCCAGCACCACUUCCCUAUCACCUAACCCUUGUGCCAAAACUACUUUAGCUAAAAGAGGAAACUCACCAGAGAAGAUGGUUCAAAGAUAGCCAGUGUUGUAUUCUUCUGCUAGGGAGUUGGUUGGAAUCCUACCAGAUGAGAGACUCUUAAGGUCCACCAUGUGAGAUGCUCGUGACCAGUGGACUUGAUUAUUGCACUGCCAAAAAAAAGCUGUUUUGUGUCGGAACGCUUGGAAGAGAUGGCUCAUCUGUUACAUUUUUUUCCCAGGUUGUGUUGCGCUUGCGAUCCACCUAGACUGAAUGUUGAAUUUUGCUCCAAGGUUUUAGGACAGGAGCUUGGGUAAUUGAAUGUCUAGGUAAUUGAAUUGUUAUACACUCCGAUGGAGCUGUAUCGCUCUGUGUCUAUAAAAGCAGCAUGAGCGUUUCAACUGUACGGAUCACAAUGACUCAGUAGAUUUCGAAAGAGUAUAAACACUCUGAUCUGUAGGCCAGCUGUCUUUAAGGCUACCAAAAAUGACAUUCUUUUGAUUAGGUUUUUAUUUGUUUGUUGUACAUUAUUAUAAUUUGUUGACUGAUUUGUCCACCCAUAAUGAAGUGUGAUGGUAUCAAACUAUCCACAAAAGUGGGGAAUUUUACCCGUAAUACUUUUCUCAUCACCAAACAAUUUCAAUUGAGUAAAUCAAUAUUGUUCUACUUUAUGAUCACUUGGAAAAAUUUUAUUUUAUUUCUUAGUUUUAAUAAGGAUAUUUGGUACUGUACACUUAUCGUAGUAGCUCUGUGUUCAAGCAGUUUUUGCACUGCAGCUCCAAUUGCCUUGAUUUUCUUAUUUUGUUGGCUGAUUAGUUUGUAUUUAAUGUACUUAAUUAAGUCAUGGUGUAUUUUUAUUGCAUUUUUAAGCAGAUUGAUGUUUAUAUAAUUUGUACAUACUAUAAAUUUAAAAUGUUUUGUGUGUGGUCAUUAUUUACUAUAAAAAUUUGCAUUUGAUAUGUAUUAGUUUCAGAACUACAAAGCAUUUCUUCUCUCAUAUUGUUACAGAAGUCAAAGGCGUAUUUAUUCACCUCAACAUUUUUUACAGAUCCUUAACAUGCAGUCAAAUUAUGUUCAGCAACUCAAAAAUGUUCUGAAGGUUUGAGUUGUAAAUUUACAGGUUGGAUUUUGUUUUUUUACAUACAAAAAUAAUAAUUUGUCUUCAUACAAACCAAUCAUUUGUGGUUGCUAUUUAUUUUCCAUAGUUAUAAUCUGUUAAAAUAUGACUGGCCAUUUAAACCAGCAAUAUAAUUCAACUUAAGUUAUAAAGACGUGAUUAAUUUAAAUGGUGUUCAUGCUAUAUUGUGUAGAGAGUGAUGGGAAGGAAUUGGUCUCAUUCCAAAAGCUAUCCUACAGUAUAACUAGUUUAAUGUAGCACCACAGUAACUGUGGAUCUACUGUAUUUUGAAAUGAGUUGUUUCUCUGGAUGUUUUUUCUUAUUAUUUAAUCACUUAACAUCCUUGUAAGACAUACUUGUAAACACAUUAACAAGGUACACUUUCAUAUACACAUUUUUACUUGAUUGUGUUUGUUGUCAGAAGUUUAUAGUUUUGACCUUCAAACAAACCAUAAUGCCAACUAAGAUGCAUUUCAUUGUAAAUAAUUGCUGUUCUCUAUUAUGGCCAGAUACAUUAAUAAAUGUAGCACUGAAUCAGUUUCUGUGACAGGAAAUAUGUUGUCAAUGAAAGGCCUCGAGUGUUUCUAAUGCCAGACUGAAAAUAACGUGCUUUUGAUUUGAUUAUGAAAAGUAAAUGAAUUGUGUAGUUAUA